Molecule: messenger RNA, 2991 nt
Organism: Lathyrus oleraceus (garden pea)
Lineage: Eukaryota; Viridiplantae; Streptophyta; Magnoliopsida; Fabales; Fabaceae
Product: F-box/LRR-repeat protein 3
Exons: 6
Coding region: 183-2201 (672 amino acids)
Biological process (GO): SCF-dependent proteasomal ubiquitin-dependent protein catabolic process
Cellular component (GO): SCF ubiquitin ligase complex
Molecular function (GO): protein binding
Source: RefSeq, a predicted model, not a curated record
ACCCAAUAGCAGAAACGACAAAUAAAUGGCAUUUUGGUCUUUAUGGACCAUUCUCUCUCAUUUUUCAACAAAACCCAUACCUUCCCCACGUUAACUAACCAACCGUACCCAUACUCCAAAAAACACAACCAAAACAAAGACACAACAAAAACAAACCCAUACAAGAGAAAAACUCUACAACGAUGAAGAAGAUUCAGAAACAAAACACAACAAACCCAUUCGAAUCCCUCUCCGAAGAACUCAUUUUCACAAUCCUCGACUUCCUCGAAGAACCAAACAACAAUAACAACUCACAACAAACCAAAAAAUCAUUCUCCUUAUCUUGCAAAUGGUUCCACGCGCUAGAAUCAAAACACCGACGCGCUCUCCGUCCCUUACGCGCCGAACACUUACCUUCAAUCCUCGCGCGUUACUCCUCCAUCCAAACCAUCGAUCUCUCGCUAUGUCCGCGCGUGAACGACACCUCUCUCUCAAUGAUCGCGGAGGCCUACAAAGAAACGCUUACUCGGAUUGAUUUGUCGCGGUCGAGAUUCUUCACCGGGAGUGGUUUACUGAGUAUUGCCGCGAGUUGUUUGAAUUUGGUUGAGCUUGAUUUGUCGAACGCGACGGAGUUGAGAGACGCGGCGAUGGUGGGUGUUGCACGCGCCGGGAAUUUGGAGAGGCUUUGGUUGAAUAGGUGUAAGUUGGUUACGGAUAUGGGGAUUGGGUGUGUGGCGGUUGGGUGUAGGAAGUUGAAGUUGAUCAGUUUGAAAUGGUGUGUUGGUGUUGCUGAUUUGGGUGUUGAUUUGAUUGCUAUUAAAUGUAAAGAUCUUCGAACUUUGGAUCUUUCAUAUUUACCGAUCACGGAGAAAUGUCUCUCUUCGAUCUUCAAAUUGCAACAUCUCGAGGAUUUGGUCCUCGAAGGAUGCUUUGGCAUUGGCGACGACAGCCUCAGCAACGAAGUCUUCAAACAAGGGUGCAAGACAUUAAAGAAACUUGAUAUCUCGGGUUGUCAUAACGUAAGUCAUACCGGCCUGUCAAGGCUAACAAGCAUUUCUCGAUGUGUCGAGCAACUGGUAUUAGCUGAUGGUUCUCCGGUGACUCUUGCUCUUGUUGAUAGUUUGAAUAAACUUUCAAUGUUGCAAUCGAUCAUAUUCGACGGCUGCACUAUUACCUGUGACGGAUUAAAAGCCAUUGGGAAUUUGUGCAUUUCGCUGAAGGAACUGAGUUUAAGCAAAUGUGUGGGAGUUACCGAUGAAGCUCUCUCUUUCCUUGUUUCAAAACACAGAGAUCUAAGGAAGCUUGACAUCACAUGCUGCCGGAAGAUAACCGAUGUUUCGAUAGCUAGCAUUACGAAUUCUUGCAGAAGUCUCACUUCUCUCAAAAUGGAAUCGUGCACGCUAGUUUCAUCGGAAGCAUAUAUAUUGAUUGGACAGAAAUGCCAUUUUCUCGAGGAGCUUGACCUCACAGACAACGAAAUCGACGAUGAAGGCCUCGAGUCCAUAUCUCGUUGUUCGAGGCUUUCCAGCCUGAAACUAGGAAUCUGCCUGAACAUAACCGAUAGAGGAGUCGCCUAUGUUGGCAUGUGUUGCUCAAAAUUAAAGGAACUGGAUCUAUACAGGUGCACAGAAGUAACAGAUUUGGGUAUUUCGGCAAUUGCGUUCGGUUGCCAUGGCCUUGAGAUGAUAAAUACCGCAUAUUGCACUAACAUUACCGACAGGGCAUUAUUCUGCUUAUCAAAAUGUGAAAAUUUGCAAACACUCGAAAUUCGUGGAUGUCAUCUUGUUACAUCUAUAGGUUUAGCAUCUAUUUCAAUGAACUGCAAACAACUAAACCGUCUCGACAUAAAAAAGUGUUACAACAUUGACGAUAGUGGCAUGAUUCCCCUAGCUCAUUUCUCCCAAAAUCUAAGACAGAUAAACUUGUCGUAUAGCUCGGUUACGGAUGUCGGGCUUCUGUCGCUUGCCGGUAUCAGUUGCCUUCAAAACUUUACCCUGCUUCACCUGCAAGGUGUGGCUCCACAAGGACUCGCGGCAGCCUUAUUGGCAUGCGGAGGGCUAACCAAAGCGAAGCUUCAUGUUAAAAUAAGAUCUCUUUUACCUGAAAUACUCAUCAGACAUGUAGAAGCGCGUGGUUGCGUGUUUGAAUGGAGAGAUAAAGUUUUUCAGGCUGAAUUGGACCCCAAGUGUUGGAAAUUACAGUUAGAAGAUGUGAUGCAAUAAGAUUUUGUAAGAUUGUCUAAAGUUGAUAAAGAUGACUUAUGCAACCAAUUUUGUGAAGAAUCUUACAUCUUUGAGAUUUUCUCAGAUGUAAAUGUAAUAAGAAUCUUACUUCUCUCUACACUUCCACUUAUACUAAGAGGAAAGAAUCAAGUAAUAAAAGAAAGAGACAUGAAAAUAUGAUACAAGUAUUUUGUUUAGUCCAUUGGUGGAGGUAACCAAGUAGUCUUACAUAAGUCCUUUGAUGGUCAAGACUUGUGUCGUGAGAGUGUGUUUCUUUCGAGCUCUCAUAUUUGAAUUUCGCCAAGUGCUAAUAAUUCUUGUGUUGAGUAAGAUGGAGCUUUCCAAAUUGAUGAUUAGAACUAGUGGAAGAUGGUUGAGGUGAGGGACAUGGACAAGGACAAAAAGAAGAAACGAUUACAAAUGAUGAAGUGGCAUUUCCACUAAAAGAAAGCAUUCUAGUUGGCAUAUCACAUGCAUGGCUUAGGACAAGACACUAUUUUUAUGUCUUUUAUUAGUCAACUUAUCACUUAAGGAUUUUUGUUAACAACAACCAAUAUAAUAUGUGGUAGGUUCCUUAUAUGUAUUUGUAGGUACGAGGCCCACUUAGAGUUGUCCAAAUAGGAAAAGUUAGUUGUGUUGUGGCCAUUACUAAGGUUCUUAUUUAUGGACUCCUAUUGAAUUAAGCUUUUUAGAAAAUUCUCCUUCUACCGUCCACAAAUAUUAGGGUCCUACCAAAAACUCAAUUUUAGUUUUUCUUUUAUAAAGGAUCUUCUAGAACACUUUUUAUUUA